Messenger RNA from Amblyraja radiata (thorny skate), 3697 nucleotides. RefSeq names its product gamma-aminobutyric acid receptor subunit beta-2. The record is from RefSeq and is a predicted model, not a curated record. Gene Ontology annotation, cellular component: membrane. Gene Ontology annotation, molecular function: extracellular ligand-gated monoatomic ion channel activity; GABA-A receptor activity. Gene Ontology annotation, biological process: monoatomic ion transmembrane transport. The coding region runs from base 723 to 2135 and encodes 470 amino acids. Lineage: Eukaryota; Metazoa; Chordata; Chondrichthyes; Rajiformes; Rajidae. The transcript is spliced from 9 exons.
CCCCCCCCCCCCCCCCCCCCCAUCACACGUUUUUUUAUUUCCAAAAAGGAAGCCGUGCGCGCUGUAAACUGACAGCAUCCUCCAACCCAACAAUUUUGGAAGCAAACCCCCCUUUAUAUUCUCCUUCUCCUCCUCCCUCUCUCCCCACCGUGGGGAUGACGAGCCGGCUGCGAGGAUAACGAUCUGGAAGCAGCACCAUGCGCCAAGAUUUUUGCAAGAGACAAGCACGCCGUGUCCUUCUUCCUCCCCGGCGCUUCUCAGACGCUCUCAACAUCUAAAGAGAAGAAGGGCUGAAGGAGGGAAAAAAAAACCCAAACACACACAAAAAAAAAGGAAGAAAACUGCGUUGAGAACAGCCACAGACAUCUUGUUUUCUUCUUCUCCCUCCUCCCUGUUUACUUCUUUCCUCCCCUCCCUCCCCCUCUCCCUCCCCUCUGCAACCCUACCCUCUGCUAUAUUAAUUUUAUUUUUGCAUUAUUUGCUCUGCACACAUCUUCGAUGUGAAGGAGGGAGAGAGAAAAAAAAAAAGAAGUGAGGGAAGUGUGCGCAGGCGUCCCCCACCUUGGAAUUACUGCACUGGUCAGAAUAAGUUGCAUCUUCUCUCUCUCUCUCUCUCUCUCACUCGCUUGCCUUCGCUAGGGGGUUUGGAAAUAAAAUAUCAAUCUGUGUGUAGAGAGAGAGAGAGACCCCCCCCACCCGCGAAAUCAUCUGCAAACUUAGGGAUGCUGAAAAGGGGCUACUUUAGGGCUCUGUCGUUCCCCUUGCUGGUGGCGAUGGUGUGUGCACAAAGUGUCAAUGACCCCAGUAACAUGGCAUUGGUGAAGGAGACGGUUGACAGACUGCUGAAGGGCUAUGACAUCCGUCUGAGGCCAGAUUUUGGAGGUGAUCCCGUCCUGGUGGGCAUGAACAUAGACAUCGCCAGUAUAGAUAUGGUGUCUGAAGUCAAUAUGGAUUAUACUUUGACGAUGUACUUCCAACAGGCUUGGCGGGACAAGCGACUUUCCUAUUCAGAAAUACCCUUGAAUCUCACGUUGGACAACAGAGUGGCUGAUCAACUCUGGGUUCCUGACACAUAUUUUCUAAAUGAUAAAAAGUCUUUUGUGCAUGGUGUCACUGUAAAGAAUCGAAUGAUACGUUUGCACCCAGAUGGCACGGUUUUAUAUGGUCUCAGAAUUACCACAACAGCUGCUUGCAUGAUGGAUUUGAGAAGAUACCCACUUGAUGAGCAGAACUGUACUCUUGAAAUAGAGAGCUAUGGGUACACUACGGAUGACAUUGAAUUCUAUUGGCGUGGAGGUGAGAGAGCUGUGACCGGAGUGGAAAAGAUUGAGUUACCACAGUUUUCUAUUGUCGAUUAUAAUCUACUUUCCAAGAACGUUGUUUUCUCUACAGGUGCUUACCCCAGGCUUUCCCUCAGUUUCAAGCUGAAAAGAAACAUUGGUUACUUCAUUCUGCAAACAUAUAUGCCCUCCAUCUUGAUCACCAUCCUUUCUUGGGUGUCUUUCUGGAUUAAUUAUGAUGCGUCUGCUGCACGAGUUGCUUUAGGUAUUACCACGGUACUUACUAUGACUACAAUCAACACCCAUCUCCGGGAAACCCUUCCAAAGAUCCCCUAUGUAAAAGCUAUUGAUAUGUACCUGAUGUGCUGCUUUGUGUUUGUUUUUUUGGCCCUUUUGGAGUAUGCACUGGUUAACUACAUCUUUUUCGGAAGAGGACCACAACGGCAAAAGAAGAUUGCAGAGAAAGCAGCUAAAGCCAACAAUGAGAAGAUAAGAUCAGGAGACAAGAUGGAUCCACAUGAAAAUAUUCUCCUAAGCACACUUGAGAUUAAGAAUGAAAUGAGUGCUGCUGAGAUCACAAUGUGCAUCGGUGAUCCCAGAAGUACCAUGAUGCCAUAUGACACCUCUGGUAUUCAAUACAGGAAGGCAGGAUUGUCCAGGCACAAUUUUGGAAGGAGCGCCUUGGAAAGACACGUAGCCCAAAAGAAGAGCAGGCUACGGAGACGUGCUUCUCAGUUGAAAAUUAAUAUCCCGGAUUUGACUGAUGUGAAUGCCAUUGACAAGUGGUCACGGGUGAUAUUUCCCCUUGUUUUUGGAUUUUUCAAUGUAGUCUACUGGCUGUAUUAUGUGAAUUAAGAUGAAGAAUGUGCACAGACAGUAUCUUUCCACAUUUUAUUUGUUUUGCAACAAGGUGGAACCAUCGUUUUGAAUAUGAGGUUGUUCAGAACAAAAUUUGCAUGCACUUUAACUCCUAAAUGGCUGGCUCUAUCGAACUCUUCAUUGAUUAAGUUCUGAGAAUUGAAACAUUUAGCUGUGUCUGUGAUUCUACUUAUCACAAUUAAGUUAUAGAGUAAUAUUUUCCUUUUUUUAAUAAUAUAUCUGCCUCAGAUCAGUCCAUAUACCUAUCACAUCAAAAUGUGUUUAUUUAAAAACGAUAACAUAGCUAUAAUUUUUCAUUUACGAGCAAGAACCUCUCUCUGAAUUUUUAGUUAUGAUUAAGCAGUAACUUUAACAACGUUUUCUAUCAUUUAAGCACGUUCAACACAGUGCUAGUUUGUCAAAGCAGCCUUGUUAAAGGCUGAGAGACAACGAUGCAUGCAAGGUGACUAAGAGCUGCUAUUCAUUUAAAUGAAAACAAAAUAACUGUUCAAACUGAAGACAUUAGGACACAAAGUUUAGAGUGGACCUUCAAAAUAAUGUUAGAACUCGAGUCUGCCUUUUACAGAAUUAUGAAAUUACAUUUAAUCCAAAUCCUGAAAAGAUCUCAUUUGUAUACACACUACAAAGCAUUUCAACUGAAAAUGUUGAUCGUGUCAAAUAAUGUGUACAUUGCUUUUUUUUUAAAAUUAUUGUCAUUAAUACAUUCAAGUUAAUAUGGAAAUAAUUGACCCCAUUGACUAUUGAAAAGGUGAAAACAUAAUAAACACCUCAUGUACACUGAAGGUCCAAUUCAAUAGUAAAUUCCCAAGUUACAAAAGAUGGUCAGUCGUUAAGUUAUAAAGGUUGCAGACUUAUUACGACUAAGUGAUAAUUUGCUAACCCACCACAAAGAAAUCUAGGUCUUGAUAAUUAAUAGCUGGCCUGUUCUUUGCUCAAUGUAGAAAGGAAGGUGAAAUCUUUCACUGAUCUUUAGCUAGGGAAAUCCGAGGGAGGAACUGUUUCAUCCAUCUAUUUGUGAGAUUUGUUGAAAAUAGGUUGAUCUGUGGGUGCCCAUCAUAAUCGGAAAUAAAAAAGCACAUUUUGACUUUGUAAUGGAAUAUUUACCAGUGAGAGUCAAUGAUGGUCCAACACUUUUCUCUACCGCUGCCAGAAACAAUGCACUCAUAAAAUAAUAUCAACCUUGUGUUUUAAUAUUUUUAAUAUACCGCAGCAUAAUAAUGUUCCAUAAUUUAUUAGAACAUAUAUUUUUAUUUUAAUGAACUGUAGGUGGUUUCUAAUCCACCAAUUCUAUUUUCCUUCUACAUAGUCCCAUGUAAUGUGUCAAAUAUAAUUACAGAAGAAAUUAUGGCCUUGCAGAAAAUACAUUUAUGACUAAGGUCAGCGUGAAAUGACUUUAAAUUGCUUAGAGUUAAAUGCAUUCUACUUAAGUUCAUAUAAAUCUAUCAUCACGGAACAUUUAUAGAGGAUUUUCAGUUCAGUUUCAUGUAUUGUAAAAAUAAGUUUCAUGUAAGCUUUUAUAAAAGAAUGUGUUGAUUUUG